This is a messenger RNA of Cuscuta europaea, 6179 nucleotides long. NCBI's taxonomy places the organism in Eukaryota, Viridiplantae, Streptophyta, Magnoliopsida, Solanales, Convolvulaceae. The record is from the annotation of a GenBank genome assembly.
GGAAAACCGAAUUUGCUAAUUUUCAACAGACGCCAAAACCGAACUUCCACAUUGCCAAAUGUCAAGUGUAGUUUUUCAUGAACCAUAGAUGCGUAGACCCCUUCACUGUACACCCACUACAACGAUCCUCUAUCUAACAGUAUGGGUGAAUGCAUUUGGUAGGUUUCCUAGCUCCACAGAAGUCUAAUAAAAGCAACAAGGAAGGUAAAUUACUCUGUUGAGUGAUCAGAAAUUCUAAAGCAUGGAGAAGCAGGAGAAGGAAGAGAGGGAAGUUAUGGAGAAUUCUAGGAAGAGACAGCUCAAGGCUAUGCUUCGAAAGAACUGGCUCCUCAAGAUUCGCCAUCCCUUUGUCACAUGUGCUGAGAUUUUUCUACCAACUAUUGUCAUGCUGUUGCUGAUAGCCGUGCGAAGAGAGUCUGAUACUCAAAUCCAUCCAGCACAGCCUUAUAUUCGGAUGGGGAUGUUUACAGAAAUAGGAAAAGGUGAUAAGUCUGCAACUUUCAACCAAAUUUUGGAACUUUUGAUGGCCAAGAAUGAGUAUCUGGCUUUUGCACCAGAUACAAACGCGACUAGGAUGAUGAUCAAUAUUCUCUCCCUUAAAUUUCCUCUGCUUCAGCUUGUUACUAGAGUUUACAAUGAUGAAGAAGAGCUGGAAACAUAUAUACGGUCAUAUGAUUAUGGGACUUGUGAUCAGAAGAAUUGUACGAAUCCAAAAAUUAAAGGAGCCAUUGUAUUUCACGAGCAAGGCCCUGAAGUUUUUGAUUAUAGUAUACGCCUAAACCAUACAUGGGCGUUCUCAGGAUUUCCUGAUGUUAAAACCAUUAUGGACACAAAUGGCCCUUUUCUUAACGACUUGGAAUUAGGCGUGAAUCCUAUACCCGUUCUGCAAUACAGCCUAAGUGGUUUUUUCACUAUCCAACAAGUCAUGGAUUCAUUCAUUAUAUAUGCUGCUCAACAGACUUUGACAAACUCAUCACUCAUGCAAUGGGGCUCCUCUGCUACAUACUCUCCUGUCAAAAUAAAUUGGACCCAGUUUAGUCCUUCAAACAUAAGAAUUGCUCCAUUUCCAACUCGUGAAUAUACUGAUGAUGAGUUCCAGUCCAUAGUCAAGAAAGUGAUGGGAAUUAUGUACUUACUGGGAUUUCUCUAUCCAAUCUCCCGUCUUAUAAGUUAUUCUGUCUUGGAAAAGGAGCUGAAGAUUAAAGAAGGCCUAUACAUGAUGGGGCUCAAGGAUGAGAUAUUCCAUCUCUCUUGGUUCUUGACAUAUGCCGUGCAGUUUGCAGUAUCUUCUAUGGUCAUUACUCUCUGCACUAUGAGUAGCCUAUUCCGAUUCAGUGAUAAAUCACUGGUGUUUGCAUACUUCUUUGCUUUUGGCCUGAGUGCCAUAACACUGUCUUUUCUGAUCUCUACAUUUUUCACGCGAGCCAAAACUGCAAUAGCUGUUGGAACACUUUCUUUCCUUGGGGCAUUUUUCCCUUAUUACACUGUCAAUGACGAGACUAUUUCCAUGUUGUUAAAAGUGAUGGCUUCAUUCCUUUCACCCACUGCCUUCGCAUUGGGUUCUAUCAAUUUUGCUGACUAUGAGCGUGCUCAUGUGGGACUCAGAUGGAGUAAUAUUUGGCGGGAGUCUUCAGGAGUUUGCUUUUUGCUCUGUCUCUUGAUGAUUUUAGUUGACACAGUACUUUAUGCUGCUCUUGGUCUCUACCUAGAUAAGGUUCUUAGUAAGGAGAGUGGAUGGCACUUCCCAUGGAAUUCUACAUUCCUGAAAUCCUUUUGGAGGAAAAAUAAUGCUAGAGAACUUCUUUCUUCAACCACAGAGUUCAGUUUACCUGACAACUCAGUUAUGGAAAGCACAAAUUUACAUGGACACGUGAUAAAUAAACUAGUUAUGGAACCCAUCAGCUUGGAAAUGAAACAGCAAGAAAUUGAUGCCCGAUGUAUACAGAUCAGGAAUCUGCAGAAGGUGUACAGUACUGAUAGGGGAAACUGUUCUGCUGUUAAGUCCUUACAACUGACCUUAUAUGAGAAUCAGAUUCUUGCUCUUUUAGGACACAAUGGAGCUGGUAAAAGCACAACACUAUCUAUGCUUGUUGGUCUUCUUCGUCCUACUUCUGGGGAUGCUUUGAUUUAUGGAAAAAACAUUUUAACUGAUAUGGAAGUGAUACGGAAGAGCUUGGGCGUUUGUCCUCAAUAUGACAUUCUUUUUUCAGAAUUAACUGUGAAGGAACAUCUGGAAAUCUUUGCUAAUGUAAAGGGAGUGAGUGAAGAUUUGAUGGAUACUAUUGUAAUGGACAUGGCUGAUGAAGUAGGCUUAGCAGACAAACUUAAUACUGUAGUAAGAGCUCUUUCUGGGGGUAUGAAAAGGAAGCUGUCGCUCGGGAUAGCAUUAAUUGGAAACAGUAAGAUAGUUGUUCUUGAUGAACCAACCAGCGGAAUGGAUCCUUACUCCAUGCGGUUGACCUGGCAGCUGAUAAAAAGAAAAAAGAAAGGAAGAAUAAUCUUACUGACUACUCAUUCAAUGGAUGAAGCUGAUGUCUUAGGAGAUAGAAUAGCUAUAAUGGCCAAUGGUUCUCUAAAAUGCUGCGGAAGUUCCCUCUUCUUAAAACAUCACUUUGGAGUUGGUUAUACCCUCACACUGGUUAAGACUGCACCUAGAGCCACUGCAGUUGCGGAUAUUGUAUACCAGCAUAUUCCAUCUGCUACAUGCAUAAGUGAAGUUGGAACAGAGAUAUCCUUCAAACUCCCUCUCACAUCUUCAUCUUCUUUUGGACGCAUGUUUCGUGAAAUAGAGUGCUUCAUAAAAAGGUCCACUUCUUCUUCUAGAACUGAAAACUGUGGGGAAGAAAAUGUGGGCAUUGAAAGCUAUGGCAUAUCUGUCACAACUCUAGAGGAAGUAUUUCUGAGGGUAGCUGGGGGUGAUUUUGAUCAAGAUGAGAGUCAUGAGGAGAGAGAAGGUCCAGUCUCAUGUGAUACUGCUGUUUUUAUAGCCUGCCAAUCUUAUACUCCAAAGGGAUCAUAUCACUUUAAGUCAUGUCGAAGCUAUUUUAGAAUCGUUUGCUCUAUAGCCACCAUAAUUGGAAGAGCUUCUUGUCUAAUUUUGACUACAAUUUUAAGUGCUUUAAGGUUCUUAUUGAGCAUGCCAUGCUGUUGCUGCUGUAUACUUUCAAGGUCAAUGUUCUGGAAACAUUUAGAAGCAUUAUUCAUAAAGAGAGCGAAGUCUGCUCGUAGAGAUAUGAAAACAAUUUUUUUCCAGCUUCUGGUUCCUGCUGCCUUUUUAUUUUUUGGGUUACUCUUUCUCAAGCUCAAGCCACAUCCUGAUCAGCAGUCGGUCACCUUUACAACUGCGUACUUUAAUCCUUUACUAAGUGGUGGAGGUGGUGGUGGCCCGAUUCCUUUUGACCUUACCUGGCCUAUUGGAAAGGAGGUUGCAAAUUAUGUUCAUGGAGGAUGGAUACAAAUGUUUCAAAAAACACCAUAUAGAUUCCCCGAUUCUGAAAAGGCAUCAAGUGAUGCUAUUAAGGCAGCUGGGGCUACCUUGGGACCUGCUCUACUUUCUAUGAGUGAAUAUUUGAUGUCUAGCUUAAAUGAGUCAUAUCAAUCGAGGUAUGGAGCAAUUGUAAUGGAUAAUCAGCAUGAUGAUGGCAGUCUUGGAUACACUGUCCUGCACAAUAGCUCUUGUCAGCAUUCUGCUCCAACCUUUAUCAAUGUGAUGAAUGCAGCAAUACUGAGGCUUGCUACUCUUAAUGAGAAUAUGAGUAUUGUUACACGUAACCACCCCUUACCUAUGACUGAAAGUCAGCACCAACAACACCAUGAUUUGGAUGCAUUCUCUGCAGCAGUUGUUGUCACUAUUGCAUUUUCUUUUAUUCCUGCCUCAUUUGCUGUUGCAAUCGUAAAGGAACGUGAGGUAAAAGCAAAGCAUCAGCAACUAAUUAGUGGGGUGUCUAUACUUUCAUAUUGGACUUCAGCAUAUAUAUGGGACUUCAUCAGCUUUUUGUUUCCUUCCAUCUUUUCCUUGGUCAUCUUUUGCAUCUUUGGACUUGAUCAAUUUGUUGGAAAGAAUUCUCUCUUCCCCACUGCUCUCUUGUUUUUGGAAUAUGGACUAGCUAUUGCUUCUUCAACAUAUUGCCUUACAUUCCUCUUCUCCGAGCACAGCAUGGCACAGAAUGUAGUGCUCUUGGUUCACUUCUUUACAGGGCUCAUUCUUAUGGUCAUAUCAUUUAUAAUGGGUCUAAUAGAGUCAACGGCGCAUCUCAAUUCUCUUCUCAAGGUCUUUUUUAGAUUGUCUCCCGGAUUUUGCUUUGCUGAUGGCCUAGCUUCAUUAGCGCUUCUAAGACAAGGAAUGAAAACAGAUUCUGAUGAUCAUGUCCUUGACUGGAAUGUGACUGGUGCAUCUAUCUGUUAUUUAGCCGCAGAGGCCAUUAUAUAUUUCAUUGUAACACUUGGGCUCGAGUAUUUCUCACAUCAGAGGAUGACUCUAUCAAUAGUUUACGAGUGGUGGAAAGGAUUAACAAUAUCGGCAUGUGCAAGUUCCAGUAGCUCUUCAGAACCUCUUCUACAAUCUUCUGUAGAUGUAACUCCCGAACUCAAUGAGGACAUAGACGUGAAAACAGAGAGAGUUCGUGUUCUAUCAGGCUUGACAGACAAUGCAAUUAUAUGCCUGUGUAAUCUUAGGAAGGUAUAUGCUGGAUAUAAGAAUCAAGGCCCUAAAAUUGCAGUCCAUUCGUUGACCUUCGCAGUCCAAGAAGGAGAAUGUUUUGGUUUUCUAGGGACAAAUGGGGCAGGGAAGACAACAACUCUAUCAAUGCUAUCAGGAGAAGAACAACCAAGUGAUGGAGCUGCAUUUAUUUUUGGCAGAGACAUAUGUUCAAACCCAAAAAUUGCUCGUCGAGACAUUGGGUAUUGCCCACAAUAUGAUGCUUUACUAGAAUUCUUGACAGUCAAAGAACAUCUUGAGCUUUAUGCAAGAAUUAAAGGAGUGCCAGAGUAUGACCUAGAAGAUAUUGUUAUGAGAAAGUUAUUGGAGUUUGACCUGUUAAAGCAUGCUGAUAAGCCAUCCUUCACCUUAAGUGGAGGGAACAAGCGGAAGUUGUCUGUUGCAAUUGCAAUGAUCGGAGAUCCACCCAUCGUGAUCCUUGAUGAGCCAUCCACUGGCAUGGAUCCUAUUGCCAAACGUUUCAUGUGGGAAGUUAUAUCUCAUCUAUCAACUAGAUCUGGAAAGACAGCUGUCAUCUUAACUACACACAGCAUGAAUGAAGCUCAAGCUCUCUGCACAAGGAUUGGGAUAAUGGUUGGAGGAAAGCUGAGAUGCAUAGGAAGUCCACAGCAUCUAAAAACACGAUUUGGGAAUCAUCUUGAACUUGAAGUCAAACCAAUUGAAGUCAGCUCAAAGGAAUUGGAAAAUCUAUGCCAAAUAGUUAGAGAGAAAUUAUUUGACCUUCCUCCCCUUCCAAGGAGUAUACUUGGUGAAAUUGAAGUGUGCAUGGGAGGUAUAGAGUCCCAAGCAUCCAAAAAUGCAUCUGUCUCAGAGAUUAGCUUAACAAAAGAGAUGAUAAUGACAAUAGGAAGGUUGCUUGGCAAUGAAGAAAGGGUGAAAGAAUUUGCAUGUGCACCUGAUGAUUCUUCUGGUCGUAUUGAGCAGUUAACAGAACAACUAGUUCGGGAUGGAGGAAUUCCACUGCCAAUAUUUUGUGAGUGGUGGUUGGCUAAAGAGAAGUUCUCAGCAAUUGACGCAUUUGUUCAAUCUUCAUUUUCUGGUGCAACAUUCCAUGGUUGUAAUGGAUUGAGUGUCAAGUAUCAGUUGCCAUAUAGUGAAGAUGUCUCGCUGGGGGAUGUAUUUGGGCACUUAGAGAUGAACAGAGACCAGUUGGGGAUUUCAGAAUAUAGUGUGGGUCAGUCAACACUGGAAACAAUCUUCAAUCAUUUUGCGGCUAACUCUGCCUGCUGAGCUGGCUACCUUCUUUAAUCUUUAGGCUGCUAAUAUUUUACUGAUGCACCCCAAGGAAAGGUUAUGAGGAAAUUAUAUCCUCCAUGCAUACUUUUCUUCCCUUUGAUAUUAGUCGCAAUGUAACAUGGGGAGUAAAAGUUCUAUAUGCACUAAAUGUCUAAAUGGAUAUAUAUCAUGUGAAGAUGUUAUUCAUUUAUAUCAAUAACAAAAAGUCUCAGUAAGAACAAUUUGC